CUAGGGUGCCGGCGUUACCCCGCCAGCUGGGGGGUCGCCUGUGGAUGUCGCGGCGGGAGAAGGCACUGGGAGGCCUGCAGGACCCUGUGGGGUUGGAGGAAGAGCUGUGUUUCCUGUGCGUCCCCUUUGUGUGGAGCACGGCUGCGUGUGGGGAGCAGGCGUGGCCGGAGGAACGGGUGUGCAUUUCCGCGCUUCUCGGCCGCCGGCGGGAGCAGGGCAGCGGCAGUGCGGCUCGGCUCUGCAGAGAGGUAGCCCGGCCCCGGUGGCUGGCCGCGUCUGCCGCGGGGAAGUUCCGGGAGUGUUGCCACGCUGUGUCCAUGGACUAGCCGAGGCAGCGGAGGGAACCUCGGUUACGCCGACCGCCGUCUCACCUCCCCUGCCCAACUUGGCGAAACUUAGCGAGUAAGCAGGCUGCUGCCCCUGACGCUGUGCUAUAGAAAAUGCACUAUUAUCGAUAUUCUAAUGCAGAAGUCAGCUGUUGGUACAAAUACCUGCUCUUCAGCUACAACAUUGUCUUCUGGCUAGCUGGGGUGGCCUUCCUUGCAGCUGGUCUGUGGGCAUGGAGUGAAAAGGGUGUAUUGUCUGAUCUGACAAAGGUAACUGGUCUUCAUGGUCUGGACCCAGUGUUGCUUGUGUUAGUGGUUGGAAUAGUGAUGUUUACUUUGGGAUUUGCUGGUUGUGUAGGAGCGCUGAGAGAAAACAUCUGCCUUCUGAAGUUUUUCUGUGGAGCAAUUGUGUUUAUAUUCCUGCUGGAGGUGGCAGUGGCAGUUCUGGCUUUCCUGUUCCAGGACUGGGUGAGGGACAGGGUCAAAGAAUUCUUUGAGAACAAUAUUAAAUCCUACCGAGAUGAUAUUGACCUCCAGAACCUCAUUGAUUCGCUGCAGAAAAUUAACCAUUGCUGUGGUGCCCAAGGGCCAGAUGACUGGGACUUUAACAUAUAUUUUAACUGCAGCAGUGAAAGCAAAAGUCGUGAGAAGUGUGGUGUUCCUUUUUCCUGUUGUAUACCUGAUCCUGCACAAAAAGUUGUGAAUACGCAGUGUGGCUAUGAUAUCAGAAAGAAGAGCAAGAGUCAAUGGGAUGAUCAGAUUUUUGUCAAAGGAUGUAUUCUUGCCCUUGAGGCUUGGUUACCCCGAAAUAUCUACAUUGUUGCAGGUGUCUUCAUAGCUAUCUCACUGCUCCAGAUUUUUGGUAUUUUCCUAGCCAGGACAUUGAUAUCUGACAUUGAAGCUGUAAAGGCAGGUAAUGCCUUUUGAAUAUAAAAGAAAAAAAAAAAGUGUAUUUUAUAGUUACUGGUUGGACACCAAGGAGGAAGAAAUACACAGGCCAUGAAAUACUCCUGCUAAAAGCCUUAUAUGGAUUUUGCCCAGCUCAUGCUUUUUUGUUGGAAGCUGGUACAAAAGCAAGAUCUCAGAACACACACCUGUCUACCCUUUUUUCUGACAAAAUGACUCAGUGCCAGCAUUGAUCUCUGAGGAAGAAAUGGAAUUUCUCAAGAUAUUGGUGGAACAGAUUUUGAGGAUUGUAGCAACAAGUCAUGAAACUGCUGUAAACUCUUUCCUUGAAAGAUUACUGUGAAGACUCUUCUGUUUUCUCUCCCAGCUGUCAUCAAUCUCAAAAUGUAAUCUUUUAGAAAAGUGUGCUGAUUUCUUCAGAAUGUUGAAAUCAUUUUAAUGUCUACAGUAGACUCAUGCCGUCAUUUUUGGCAAGGUACCCAGCAACCAUAACUGUAAUGGUAUUGGAAGUUGGAAAAAGAAAAAAGUCCUGAAUUGUCUAGAUCUUUAAAUGAUUUUCAGUUGUACAGAAGCAAGGGUAUUUCUGUUUGACUGGGAAUUGCAUAGAUGUCUCAGGAGCAGGAACCUUGUGCUCAGCAUCAGAGUUUGAGUAACCCAUGCUGUUUUGAAAAUGCAAGCCCUUCUUCCAGAGAGGAAAAAUCUUACUAUCUGUAGCAUUAGAUGUUAGAAAUCUCCAUUUCAGGCAGGGGGUGUGAAUCCUUGAUGCUGUUUCCUGUCUAAAAGAUUUUAAAUAUUCUUUAUCUAUAGAGAGAAAAAACUCCUUAAAAAUGCUUAGCUUUUUAUUGAUUGGUAAUAUCAUUUAAAAGUUCUGUCUGCAGAAAUUUCAAAAUGCAACUUGCUUCAGUAGGUAGCAACCAUGAUAUGCUAUGAACCCCAUGUUCAUGGGUUUUUGCCCUUUCCUCCAUUUUUUCUUACAACUGCUAUAUUGAUCUUCAGAAGUCCUAACUGUUAAUGUCAGGACUGAUGGAAAACAUUUAAACUCAGCAUUGAUCCUUACUGAAAUCUGUUUUUUUCAUGAUAAAAUACGUAUUUACUAAAAGAUUAGAGUUGUUGAAUUUUUUUAAUCUUCUGUAAAGCUAUUGAAUUGUCAGUUCUGCUUGUAUUCUGAUACACAGUUCAAAUGCUAGUCACAGUAGUGAUCCAGAAUGAUUUCUUCACAGUAAUCUUCUACAUCAAACUUAACUACUGCUGAAGUAAUUUUAUUUUUUUUUCACCUUAUUUUUAUGAGAAGAAAACUACUAUCUCUUUCCCAUCAUCCCUUCUUGGGGUUUCAAUAGAUGGAUCUGUAGUUCAGUAGGAGUUCCAGUCUUCUGUAAAAGAUUUUGGCAUAGUAUUUUUAACUUUAAGAUAGAAUUAUGUGACUGAAAAGUUCUUGGAAGUAGCUGUCAGGUUUGCUGUGGGCCAUAUAACUAACAUUGUUUACUCUUCCAGUGACACCCAAUUUUUUCAGGAAGAGCAGAUUUAUUUACAGUGCCUAACACUGUGUAAAUUUUAAAGAAAGUAUAUAUUUUUAUAGUAUUUUACUACACGUAGCCUGCCUGAAGGAUUUAAUACUUGUAUUUCCAAAGUAUAUAGCUUUUUUAGGAAGCCAAACUUUUAAAUCUCUCUCCAAUGUCCUUUUUUCUAUUAUGCAUGUAUCAACAAACAUUUCACUGGCAAAAGCUGAUCAACAGUAAGGAUCUUAGUAUCUGUACUGAUUGUCAAGAUACCCUUCCAGCUUUUAAUUUCUGAAGCACUUCACAGACAGUGCUAUGCUUCUCAUGUAAAUCAGUUCAGCUUUCACAGAUCUUUUUCUGGCUUGUGAUUGAGACACAACAGGAAAAGGAAGCUUGUCUAAGGAUGGCUGAUUUCCCUACAUUAGCAGAGAGCACUGCUAUUAGUCAUCUGAAAACAUUAAAGAAAAUGCUAGAAGUGCACUGUCAUUUAUUUUUAUUUAGCUUUGAUAUACAACAAGAAAACAGUAGCAGUAGAUCACUGAGGGGAAAGCAAGAAGCAGUUCUUCUGUAGAGCCUUGAAUUUGAGGUCUGUGUUACUUAUUUUGUUAAAUCUAGUCUAUUAGGAGCAGGCAAAAAAUUGCUGCUGUUAUUGCUGCUUUGCAAGCAACAAAGCCAUGUCCAGCAACCUUUGCUUUGAACUGGUGCUUGAAACUUUACAACACCUCAUCAACCAAUUUAUUCUGUUAAGGCUAUGAGUAAUAAUCUGAUGUGUAUAAAAAUUGAGAAGGAUGUUUUCUAUUUGUAACUUUUUAUUCAUAAAACAUUGCCUUGAAAAUUGCAUAUAGGGAGCAUGUUUCCCUUUGCCAAUUUUUGGCACAGAAAGCUCCUAAUGCUGUGAAGUAAUUUCAGCAGUUGGUAAAAAUCAACAUGGUGUCUCAAAGAUACCUGUGGAAUUCAUGCACUGAAAUUAGCUACUGACAAGAACCAGCAUCACAGAUCAGAAUUCUAGUGUCUGCAAAUCUUGCCAGAUUGCCUGUAGACAAAUGAAUACUUGGUUUCAUUUUGAAGUACUGUUUGUAUGCAAAACAGAUUUAAUGGAAGUGUUGUCUUUCCA
Molecule: messenger RNA, 3842 nt
Organism: Pezoporus occidentalis (night parrot)
Lineage: Eukaryota; Metazoa; Chordata; Aves; Psittaciformes; Psittacidae
Gene: TSPAN14
Product: tetraspanin 14
Exons: 9
Coding region: 441-1253 (270 amino acids)
Cellular component (GO): plasma membrane
Source: RefSeq, a predicted model, not a curated record